AGUCGGGGCGCCCGCAGCGCAGGCUGCCACCCACCUGGGCGACCUCCGCGGCGGCGGCGGCUGGGUAGAGUCAGGGCCGGGGGCGCACGCCGGAACAACUGGGCCGCCGGGCACCGAGCGUCGGGGGGCUGCGCGGCGCGCACCUGGAGAGGGCGCAGCCAUGCGGGCGGCGGCGGCGGCGGGGGGCGUGCGGACGGCCGCGCUGGCGCUGCUGCUGGGGGCGCUGCACUGGGCGCCGGCGCGCUGCGAGGAGUACGACUACUAUGGCUGGCAGGCCGAGCCGCUGCACGGCCGCUCCUACUCCAAGCCGCCGCAGUGCCUUGACAUCCCUGCCGACCUGCCGCUCUGCCACACGGUGGGCUACAAGCGCAUGCGGCUGCCCAACCUGCUGGAGCACGAGAGCCUGGCCGAAGUGAAGCAGCAGGCGAGCAGCUGGCUGCCGCUGCUGGCCAAGCGCUGCCACUCGGAUACGCAGGUCUUCCUGUGCUCGCUCUUUGCGCCCGUCUGUCUCGACCGGCCCAUCUACCCGUGCCGCUCGCUGUGCGAGGCCGUGCGCGCCGGCUGCGCGCCGCUCAUGGAGGCCUACGGCUUCCCCUGGCCUGAGAUGCUGCACUGCCACAAGUUCCCCCUGGACAACGACCUCUGCAUCGCCGUGCAGUUCGGGCACCUGCCCGCCACCGCGCCUCCAGUGACCAAGAUCUGCGCCCAGUGUGAGAUGGAGCACAGUGCUGACGGCCUCAUGGAGCAGAUGUGCUCCAGUGACUUUGUGGUCAAAAUGCGCAUCAAGGAGAUCAAGAUAGAGAAUGGGGACCGGAAGCUGAUUGGAGCCCAGAAAAAGAAGAAGCUGCUCAAGCCGGGCCCCCUGAAGCGCAAGGACACCAAGCGGCUGGUGCUGCACAUGAAGAACGGCGCGGGCUGCCCCUGCCCACAGCUGGACAGCCUGGCGGGCAGCUUCCUGGUCAUGGGCCGCAAAGUGGAUGGACAGCUGCUGCUCAUGGCCGUCUACCGCUGGGACAAGAAGAAUAAGGAGAUGAAGUUUGCGGUCAAAUUCAUGUUCUCCUACCCCUGCUCCCUCUACUACCCUUUCUUCUACGGGGCGGCAGAGCCCCACUGAAGGGCACUCCUCCUUGCCCUGCCAGCUGUGCCUUGCUUGCCCUCUGGCCCCGCCCCAACUUCCAGGCUGACCCAGCCCUACUGGAGGGUGUUUUCACGAAUGUUGUUACUGGCACAGGGCCUAAGGGAUGGGCACGGAGCCCAGGCUGUCCUUUUUGACCCAGGGAUCCUGGGGUCCCUGGGAUGUUGGGCUUCCUCUCUCAGGAGCAGGGCUUCUUCAUCUGGGAGAAGACCUCAGGGUCUCAGAAAGUAGGCAGGGGAGGAGAGGGUGAGGGAAAGGUGGAGGGGCUCAGGGCACCCUGAGGCGGAGGUUUCAGAGUAGACGGUGGUGUCAGCUCCAGCUCCCCUCUGUCGGUGGUGGGGCCUCACCUUGAAGAGGGAAGUCUCAAUAUUAGGCUAAGCUAUUUGGGAGAGUUCUCCCCACCGCCCCUGUACGCGUCAUCCUAGCCCCCCUUAGGAAAGGAGUUAGGGUCUCAGUGCCUCCAGCCACACCCCCUGCCUUCCCCAGCUUGCCCAUUUCCCUGCCCCAAGGCCCAGAGCUCCCCCCAGACUGGAGAGCAAGCCCAGCCCAGCCUCGGCAUAGACCCCCUUCCAGUCCGCCCGCGGCUCGCUUCCCGGGGUUCAUUCCUCAGCCUCUGCUUCUCCCUUUUAUCCCGAUAAGUUAUUGCUACUGCUGUGAGGCCAUAGGUACUAGACAACCAAUACAUGCAGGGUUGGGUUUUCUAAUUUUUUUAACUUUUUAAUUAAAUCAAAGAAAACAAUAAUUGGUUUGGACCAGGUGGUUUCUUUGUCAGCUGGUUCCCAAGAGGUGGGGGGAGAGGGAGGUUUAGAAUGGAGCUUCAAAAAGAAGCCCUUAUCUUAACCCAUGGCCUGGCCACAUAGAACUCCUUGGAAUGCCUAAGAAAAGCAAGGCCUGUGUUUUUGUAGUACAUAGCAAGGGUCACCCUGUCAUUCUGACCGCUAAGUGAGGGAUGGAGAUGGCCGUUCUUUUGUCCCUGAGGAGGAAUGGAGGUGCCAAGUUCCCAGCUUUCUCCUACAGUCAGAAGACUCCCAUGGUCCUGCAGCAGCUCCCCGAGGAGGUCAGGGCCUGAUCAGAGGAGUCCAAGAAGUUGGGGCCACAGGGAACUAUCGUGAAAAGCCUGAGGCCAAAGACGUGUCACUCCUCCCCUUCGGCUUUCACACACCGCGGGCACUGCUCCUUACCUGUCCCUGGUCCAGCAGCAUGAGCAUCACCUGGGAGCUGGUUAGAAAGACAGCAUCUGGCCAGGGGUGCAGUCGCUCAUGCCCAUAAUUCCAGCAGCUUGGGAGGCUGAAGCAGGAGGAUCCCUUAAGCCCAGGAGUUCAAGACCAGCCUGGGCAACACAGUGAGACCCUAACUCAACAACAACAACAAAGAAAUGCAGACCUGCUGUAUCUGAAUCUGCAUUUGAACACAUAAACAUUAGAAUCAUCUAGGGAGCUUUUAUAGAAUCCUGCACCCUACUCUAAUGCAAUUAAAUCAGAAUCUCUA
Pan troglodytes (chimpanzee) is the source of this 2623-nucleotide messenger RNA. It is a transcript of the gene SFRP5, whose product is annotated as secreted frizzled related protein 5. Gene Ontology annotation, molecular function: Wnt-protein binding. The transcript has 3 exons. NCBI's taxonomy places the organism in Eukaryota, Metazoa, Chordata, Mammalia, Primates, Hominidae. Gene Ontology annotation, biological process: non-canonical Wnt signaling pathway; canonical Wnt signaling pathway. The record is from RefSeq and is a predicted model, not a curated record. The coding region runs from base 161 to 1114 and encodes 317 amino acids.